Aegilops tauschii subsp. strangulata is the source of this 411-nucleotide messenger RNA. Lineage: Eukaryota; Viridiplantae; Streptophyta; Magnoliopsida; Poales; Poaceae. The record is from RefSeq and is a predicted model, not a curated record.
AUGUCGUGGCCGGAGGUGGUGGGCUGGCCAGCGGCGCAGGCUGUGACUCAGGUCAACACCGACAGGCCUGACGUCGCGAUUGAGGUGCUCCCGUCCGGCACCAGUGUGGCCCCGGGGUUCAGCAGCGAGCGAGUACGCGUCUUCUUCGACGGGACUGGCAGCGUCGAGGCCACUCCAACGGAGCGAGGAGAAAAGGGGGAACAGAAGAUGAGCACCGCCAAGACGUCGUGGCCGGAGGUGGUGGGCUGGCCGGCGGCGCAGGCCGUGACUCAGGUCGGCACCGACAGGCCCGACGUGGCCAUCGAGGUGCUCCCGUCCGGCACCAGCGUGGCCCCUGGGUUCAACGGAGAGCGGGUCCGUGUCUUCUUCGACGGGACCGGCAGCGUCGCCGCCACUCCAUCGGUUGGUUAA